This is a messenger RNA of Halteromyces radiatus, 857 nucleotides long. RefSeq lists its product as uncharacterized. The record is from RefSeq and is a predicted model, not a curated record. Lineage: Eukaryota; Fungi; Mucoromycota; Mucoromycetes; Mucorales; Cunninghamellaceae. The coding region runs from base 179 to 571 and encodes 130 amino acids. The transcript is spliced from 3 exons.
CUUUAUAAUAAACAAUAUAAAAGAAUCUCACUUAUUUAUUAUCGUCUUUAUUUUACACAACAAAAAAUCAACUAAUAUCACAAAGUUGACCCGAGAAGGGAAGGAUGGAUUGAUUCGUGUGGCUCUUGAUGAUGACAAAGCAAAUAACUGCUCAGGGUGGGUGUUGCAGUUGUCAGGCAUGUAUGGUCAAGUCGCGUCAGUCCAUCUAGCUGACAAUGGUCUUUAUGUCGCUGUUAAUCAAGGAAAAAGAUUGGUCUUUCCUUCCUCUAUCUCAAACAUGGAUGUACUUUUGGAUACUUUGGAAACGUUACUCUUAUUUGUGGCAAAAAUGGAAUCACAUGCUCAUUUGAUCAAGGAUACCAUCGAAACUAUGGAAUCUCGACGCAGAUCUCUCGGAAAAAUGUUUAAUAGACCACUCCGUGAUGAUGGUCUUGCUACUUCCUCUAGUCGAUCAACAACAAUAGAAUACGAUGGUGAUCCUGAUGAAUUUGGAUUCAUCAAAUUGAUGGAUGGUCGCGUAUACAAUGUCAUUCAAAAAGAAGUCAUGGAUAGGCACCCCUUCGAUGAAUAAAGUAUAUACUUUAUUUAAAAUCAUAUAUGAUUUUGAUCAGUCGUUGCUCAAGGCCAAACAAAACAAACCAGCAUUAUCAUCACUCUUAUCAUCCACUAUAGCUUUAUUAGUUAGUUCCUUAUACAUCUUUUUUUUUUUAUCUCUCUCAUGCCCUUCUCCAAUGCAUAUACGCAUAUAUACCAUCUUACUUUUAUAUAUCAUUAAAUAAAUACCAAAUGCCUGCUUUGUUUUUUUAUUUUUAUUUUUAUACAAUUGGCCUUUAUUUUAUACAUCAUGUUUAUUGAAA